Leucoraja erinaceus (little skate) is the source of this 2156-nucleotide messenger RNA. RefSeq names its product FIC domain protein adenylyltransferase (gene ficd). The record is from RefSeq and is a predicted model, not a curated record. The transcript has a single exon. Bases 45 to 1082 code for a protein of 345 amino acids. NCBI's taxonomy places the organism in Eukaryota, Metazoa, Chordata, Chondrichthyes, Rajiformes, Rajidae. Gene Ontology annotation, molecular function: protein binding.
AAGUCCAGUUGGAGGCAAAAGCUGCUCUGCAUCAGGCUCUGGAGAUGAAGCGUCUGGGGAAGAGAGAAAAGGCGCACAAACUAUUCAUGCAUGCCUUGAAUAUGGUCCCACAAUAUGUAGAUGCAUUGAAUGAAUUGGGUGUCUUCAUGGAAGAGGAUAAGGACGUUAUUCAGGCUGACCAUCUGUAUACUAAAGCAUUAACCAUUUCCCCGUGCAAUGAGAAGGCACUGGUGAACCGCGACAGAACGUUACCACUGGUGGAAGAAAUUGACCAAAAGCAGUUUAGUAUUAUUGACCGCAAGGUUAAAAAGUUGAUGGCUAUACCCAAAGGGAAUGCAGCUUUGCACCGUGUGAUGGAGGAAAGUUAUUACCAUCAUAUUUAUCAUACCGUGGCAAUUGAGGGGAAUACGCUGACCCUUUCUGAGAUCAGGCACAUCAUCGAAACAAGAUAUGCUGUACCCGGAAAGAGUCUGGUGGAACAGAAUGAGGUUAUUGGAGUUGAUGCAGCCAUGAAAUAUCUCAAUAAGUCUCUGCUAUCAAGAAAAGGAUCUGUUAAUAUUGAUGAUAUUCUGCAGAUUCACAGAAGAGUUUUGGGAUACGUUGAUCCUGUAGAAGCUGGGAGAUUCCGAACCAAUCAAGUCUUCGUAGGCCAUCACAUACCUCCCCAUCCCAGAGAUGUAAAGAAGCAGAUGCACGAGCUUGUCCAGUGGUUGAAUACUGAAGAAGCGAUGAGUCUCCAUCCUGUAGAAUUUGCUGCCCUUGCACAUUAUAAAUUUGUUUAUAUCCAUCCCUUUGUAGAUGGGAAUGGAAGGACAGCUCGGCUACUGAUGAAUCUUAUAUUAAUGCAGGCAGGUUAUCCACCUAUCACCAUCCGCAAGGAGCAGCGGGCUGAGUAUUACACUGUAUUAGAUUUGGCCAAUGAGGGAGAUGUUCGGCCAUUUAUCCGCUUUAUUGGAAAGUGCACAGAGAUGACCCUUGAUUUACUGCUAAUUGCAACCACUGAUCAUUCUGUCGAUAAAGGUUUACCUGAAGCUAAUCCAAACCAUUCAGAUUAUACACAAACCAUUUUAGUUAAAAACUAAUGCCAUGAUGCUACAAAACUAUAUGUGCUGUGGGUUGAAUUGAUUUGAUUAUCAGUGUGAACUUUGGUUAAUAUUGAUUCCUCCAGCGAUUUGCCAACUCUUUACUGCAGGUGUGUUGUGCGUUUGGCUUUCAUUGAAUUUUAUCGGGAAAUAAUGUAAAACAAUAUUCACACCAUGUUAAAAUUUCAGCUGUAGGAAGACUAGUUACUUUCUAUUUAAGAGUUGCGAGAUCAGUGGGCCCAUAGCUCCUCGUCUCUCCCAUUUCUGAUUGGUACUAUAAAAAAUAACUUUUUAUUAUGUACUAGUGUGAUUUUGUUUUACUGUAAAAAAGUUUUGCAGUAAAAAAGGGUUAACUGUUACAUGCACAUCAUAAGUGAAUGUUUGGCCAUAACAGCCAAAUUGAAUGUUUGGCCCACAGUUUGGAUGGGGGAAAGAUAGGAAAAUAACUAGUCCCCAAAUUUCAAGAUUGCUUAUAAAAACAGGAAUGUAGCUUUCAGCACCUGCGGCGAGUCAAUUUAACUGAGUAUUUUGAGAGCGUAUCAGCCAUAAUGUUGACGUCAAAUAUUAGCAGCAUCUUUUAUAAAAGUUUCCAUGAGGAAACCAGAUUAAACAGAUUUUCCAAUUGGCCUCAAACUGCUAAAAUUACACCAAUCCAUGAAUGUCAUUAUUCUAUUAAGUAUUCUGUUAUUUUUGGUUAAUUAUAGGCUAUUAUCACGUUUCCAAAGAGGAAACCGUAAAUCUGGUAUUUCACGCAGUUGUUGGGAUUGAUUUCAGACAACGAGGCAGAGCAACGAUCCAAAUGGUAAAAUAUCCUAAAUCAACUGGUUGCUAUAGCUGCAAUAGGAACUGUGUGCACUUUCUUAUCAAAUUUAACUCAAAGCCCUCAGUUGAAUAUCAUAAUGAAAGGAAUCAGUGUUGAACUAACUUUGGACCACAGCUCAAGAGAUUGUUCUUUGAAGGGACUGCAAUAUUUAUGUGAAUGGAAAUUGCACUUUGUGUAAAUGAACUAUUUAAACAGACCAAUAAAAUAGUAUAUUUAUAAUAUUUAAUGUAAGAAAUAAAUUAUACUGUUUA